AACUUCUUUCCAACUUCUUUCACUGUAAAGAAAAAAAGAAUAUGAGAUUCAUGACUUGGUUCAAACAAGAGAAAGAAACAAACAUAAAAUUAUUCAUAGAUAUUCACGAUAUGUUCCCUAUGGUAACCGGGUUCAUGAAUUAUGGCCACCAAACAGUCCGAGCAGCAAGGUACAUUGGUCAAGGUUUCAUGAUUACCUUAUCCCACGCAAAUCGUUUACCCGUAACUAUUCAAUAUCCUUAUGAAAAAUUAAUCACAUCAGAGCGUUUCCGCGGACGAAUCCAUUUUGAAUUUGAUAAAUGCAUUGCUUGUGAAGUAUGUGUUCGUGUAUGCCCUAUAGAUCUACCCGUUGUUGAUUGGAAAUUUGAAACGGAUAUUCGAAAAAAACGAUUGCUUAAUUACAGUAUUGAUUUCGGAAUUUGUAUAUUUUGUGGUAACUGCGUUGAGUAUUGUCCAACAAAUUGCUUAUCAAUGACUGAAGAAUAUGAACUUUCUACUUACGACCGUCACGAAUUGAAUUAUAAUCAAAUUGCUUUGGGCCGUUUACCAAUGUCAGUAAUUGACGAUUAUACAAUUCGAACAAUUUUGAAUUCAAUUCAAAGAAAAACUCAGUAAGUAAACCUCCUGUUCUAUUAAAGUAAAGAGAAAUUUCCCAUUCAUUCUUUUAAGGUUCCGUUUUGGUUUAAGUUAAAAGACUGGUUGGUUUGAAUUAAAAAAAGAAUGAGGCCUUUGGUCAAUAAAUAAAAAUUCAAUUACAAAUUAACUGGUUGAUAAGAAUUUCGGAUUCCUUUUUAUUGAAAAUAAAACUAUAUUAAUAUAUUCGUAAUUAUUUCGAAAUAUAUAGUUUCAAAAAACAAAAUACCCUUUUCUUUUGAACAAACAAAAAAGAAUCAAAAACGAAACUGUCCAAUAAUUGUGCUUAGAGCAAUUCACGCCUAAUAGAUUAGGAUUUUAUUCAAUUAGGAACGUAUCAUAAAAAAAAAUUCCUGGUCGGGUCAAUAAGAUCAUGAAAAGCAUUUCGAUUUAUUUAUCUCUUAUUUUACACAGAAUGGAUUUGCCUGGACCAAUACACGAUUUUCUUUUAGUUUUCUGGGAUCGGGUCUUAUAUUAGGAGGCCUGGGAGUGGUAUUACUUACCAAUCCAAUUUAUUCUGCCUUUUCAUUGGGAUUGGUUCUUGUUUGUAUAUCCUUAUUUUAUAUUCUCUCAAAUUCUCAUUUUGUAGCUGCUGCCCAGCUCCUUAUUUAUGUGGGAGCCAUAAAUGUUUUAAUCCUAUUUGCUGUGAUGUUCAUGAAUGGUUCAGAAUAUUAUAAAGAUUUUAAUCUGUGGACCAUUGGGAAUGGCCUUACUUCGUUGGUUUGUACAAGUAUUCUUGUUUCGCUAAUUACUACUAUAUUAGAUACAUCAUGGUACGGGAUUAUUUGGACUACAAGAUCAAAUCAAAUUAUAGAACAAGAUUUGAUAAGUAAUAGUCAACAAAUUGGAAUUCAUUUAGCAACCGAUUUUUUUCUUCCAUUUGAAUUCAUUUCAAUAAUUCUUUUAGUUGCUUUGAUAGGUGCAAUUGCUGUGGCUCGUCAGUAAUAAAUCUUUCUAACUAGGAAUAGCAAGCAAUCAAAAUGAAACCUUUUUCUGUUUUUUCUGUCUUAUCGCAUCCAUUUUCUUUGAAUUCUAUUUGAAUAUUGCUCGUGUAUAAAAUAGAAAUUCGUUUAUUCGAUAUAUUUCCAAUAGAUUCUUUUUUUUUGUUAUACUCUAGUCAAUCAAAUCUGUUGAAUUAUUGUUCAUAUUAAUAAUGAAUCGAAAUUGAUAAGGAGUUGGUCAAUGAUGCUCGAACAUAUACUUGUUUUGAGUGCCUAUUUAUUUUCUAUCGGUAUUUAUGGAUUGAUCACGAGUCGAAAUAUGGUUAGGGCUCUUAUGUGUCUUGAACUUAUACUGAAUGCGGUUAAUAUAAAUUUUGUAACAUUUUCUGAUUUUUUUGAUAGUCGGCAAUUAAAAGGAAAUAUUUUCUCAAUUUUGUUAUAGCUAUUGCAGCCGCUGAAGCAGCUAUUGAUCAGCUAUUGUGUCCUCGAUUUAUCGUAACAGAAAAUCAACGCGUAUCAAUCAAUCAACUUUGUUGAAUAAGUAAUAUUAAUAAUAUUAAAUUAUAAGAUUCACCAAUUUGAAUUAGCAUGUACAAUAUGUUGGAAUCUACAUCAUGUUUUCGAAAACGUAAGAAAUCAAAGUAUCUUGGUCCUUUCUUAUGAGUUGAUCCCGAAGGAAAUUGAUUAGAAAAUUUCUGGUAAAUCGUUGAUUCAUCUGGUGUUUAACUAUAUUUAUUUACAAGUUUACUAGAUUGAAAUUUUAUGAUGUUCAAAAAUUUAUCGAU
This is a messenger RNA of Gossypium raimondii (Peruvian cotton), 2358 nucleotides long. Its product is annotated as NAD(P)H-quinone oxidoreductase subunit I, chloroplastic. Lineage: Eukaryota; Viridiplantae; Streptophyta; Magnoliopsida; Malvales; Malvaceae. Gene Ontology annotation, molecular function: NADH dehydrogenase (ubiquinone) activity; 4 iron, 4 sulfur cluster binding. The transcript has a single exon. Gene Ontology annotation, cellular component: membrane. The record is from RefSeq and is a predicted model, not a curated record. The coding region runs from base 42 to 614 and encodes 190 amino acids.